Otolemur garnettii (small-eared galago) is the source of this 1522-nucleotide messenger RNA. Its product is annotated as leucine-rich repeat-containing protein 37A2-like. Gene Ontology annotation, molecular function: protein binding. The coding region runs from base 23 to 1522 and encodes 499 amino acids. The transcript is spliced from 14 exons. The record is from RefSeq and is a predicted model, not a curated record. NCBI's taxonomy places the organism in Eukaryota, Metazoa, Chordata, Mammalia, Primates, Galagidae.
ACAGGCCAACGUCAACACUGACAUGAACACCAACAUAUGUGAGCUCUGUACCUGCAGGGAUGAGACAUUGUCAUGUGUUGGUCUCAGCCCAGAGAAGAGACUCCGCCGAGUGCCUGUGCAGGAGCCUGAAGCCUAUAAUGGCACCUUCACUGUUUUAAAUUUCCAAGGAAAUGCUAUUUCUUACAUUGAUGAAAAUGUAUGGAAAUCAUACCGUUGGACUGAGAAACUAAUUCUCAGUGAAAAUCAUUUGACCGAAUUACAUAAAGAUUCAUUUGAAGGCCUGCUAUCCCUCCAGUAUUUAGAUUUAUCCUGCAAUAAAAUCCAAUCUAUUGAAAGACGUACCUUUGAAUCACUACCAUUUUUGCAGUUUGUAAAUCUUGGUUGCAAUUUACUCACAGAACUGAGCUUCGGAACGUUUCAGGCGUGGCAUGGAAUGCAAUUUUUACACAAGGUAAUUCUCAAUCGUAAUCCUCUGACAACUGUUGAAGAUUCAUAUCUUUAUAAAUUGCCAGCAUUAAAAUAUCUAGACAUGGGAACAACACAAGCCCCACUUACAACAGUCGAGAACAUCCUCAUGACAACUCUUGAGUUGGAAAAACUAAUCUUACCUAGCCAUAUGGCCUGCUGCCUCUGCCAAUUUAAAAAUAAUAUUGAGGUUGUCUGCAAGACAGUGAAGCUACAUUGUGAUGCAUGUAUGGGAAACAGCACAGAAGAUUGUUUUGAAGAAGCAAGCGUAGGAAAUGCAGAGGGACCGCUCAUGAAGGUAUUACAAGCCCGGAAGAAGCACACCAGCACCGAGCUGACCAUUGAGCCAGAGGUAUCCGCAAGUAAAACUGCUGUCGGCUUAUCGGGUUUCCCAGGUGAUCAAUUUGAAAUGCAGCUAAACCAGCAGCUCCGAUCCCUCAUCCCCAACAACGAUGUGAGAAGGCUCAUUUCUCACGUUAUCCGGACUUUGAAAAUGGACUGCUCUGAGACCCAUGUGCAACUGGCCUGUGCCAAGCUCAUCUCUAGAACAGGGCUCCUGAUGAAGCUUCUCAGUGAGCAGCAAGAAGUAAAAGUAUCCAAGGCAGAAUGGGAUACGGAUCAAUGGAAAACUGAUAACUACAUCAACGAGAGCACAGAAGCCCAGACUGAACAGAAAGAGCAGGAGUCAAGUGAGCUCACUAAAGGAGUUCCAGGAUAUGGCUAUAACAACAAACUCAUCUUGGCAAUAUCUGUGACUGUAAUAGUGAUGAUUUUGAUUAUAAUUUUCUGUCUCAUUGAGAUUUAUUCUCAUAGAAAAGCAGCAGGGACAGAUGUAGAAUCCUCAAGCUCAAAAGGCUCAAGGAGGGAUAUGUACAGACCUCUCAAUGCCACACGCAAGAAAAACAUGGCACAGAAGCUGCAUGACAAGGAGUCUUCUGAUGAGGAAGAGAUUUACAAGAAGGAUGCAGGGGAGCCCACAUCAACAGCAACACCUGCAGAGUCGGCUGCUGAAGGUGGUGAAAGUGAGACCGCGCCAGAGGGGGAGGACGUAGAGUGA